CCUCACAAUUCCAUCAGCCCCUCUUGGCGGGCAAACAGGGACGCCUUGGCCGGGCGUCCUGCUCAUGUUGCCGUUCGGAGAUAGCCGUCUCUUAUCUUUCCCUGCAGUGUGCCCAGAGCGCCGCAUCUGCAGCCCUUGACACCGCCGCCCCCUUCUCGUCCCACGCGCAUCUGCCUGGGAGCGGCGGGUUCUAGGCCGCCCGCCCACCAAACCAGAGCCUUUCUUCGCUCUUCAACCAUAUUUUCCCCUGAAACAAGUCUCAAUUGCUCAGCUUGACUGUUUGAGAGAAUCACCCGAGACGCCUUUCUUUUAUUUGGUUUGAGCAGCCGAUAAAGCGGACGUGUUCCGUCGCUUUGGGCCCAUUUGCUCCGAGACCACGCGCAGCCUCGCCCGAUUUUGGGGCUGUGCACCAUGGGCGACAUUCGGCCACGGUCCCGAGACGAGUUCAGGGAUGCCAUCCUCUGCGCGCUGCCGCCUGAGGCCGAGGCCGUGCUCGACCUGUUCGACUGCUUCUGGGACGACGACGGCGAUGUGUACGGAAAAGCCACUAACGACCCCAACGACUACCGCACCGGCCGUAUCGGCCAGGACAACGUCGUGCUGUGCAUCACGGGCGUGGGCAAGGCGAAAGCUGCCACUGCAAUCUCGUCCCUCAAGUGGAGCUACACCCAAGUGCAGCGCGCCUUUGUCGUGGGCAUCUGCGGCGGUGUUCCCAGGCCCAAGCCGCACGACACCGGCGCCGAGAUACUGCUCGGUGAUGUCAUCAUCAGUAGCGCCGUGGUCCAAUCCGACUUCGGGAGCCGCUGGGGCGGCGACUGUUUCGAGAUCAAGACGUCGAACCAAGACCGGCUCGGCAAGGCGGACGCGAGUGUCAGCGCCCAGCUGCGAUCGCUGGGCAUCCCUCAGAACAAAGACAGGCUGGAGGAGCGCGCAGCUCGGUUCCUGAGUGAGCUGCAGGAGAGGCGUCCGAGGCGGUACGACUACCCGGGCACGGCUUUGGACAGGCUGUAUCCUUCAACCUAUCGCCACCGCCAUCGCAGGAUGGGCCCUUGUAAGUGUACCGAUCGGCAGCCAUGCGCGACUGCCGCGGCGGCAACCUGCCACACGGUCGGCUGCGAGGAGAGCGAGAUCACCACAUCGAGGCCACGACUCGCGCAGAAGCGCCGACUCGAGGGAGAAGGUGAAACUCUCGAGGCCCAGGCCCCGGUAGUGCACAUCGGCAGCAUCGCUUCCGGCGACACGGUCAUGAAGUCGGCCGAGGUUCGCGACCAGAUCGCCCGGGACCUCGAUGUCAUUGGCUUCGAGAUGGAAGCCGUCGGUGUCUGGGACCAGCAAAACGUGGCGUGCGUUGUGGUGAAAGGGGUUUGCGACUACGCCGAUUGCCACAAGAACGAUAUAUGGCAGCGCUUUGCAUCGGCCGCCGCGGCAUCUGUCAUGAAGGGCAUGCUGAAGUAUCGCGUGCGGGCGGACGAGACGCCGCCUCUAUCGAUCAUCGAUGAACAUCGGGCAUCACGCCAACUGCAAAACAUGGUCUACCAAAACGAAAUUGCGGUAGCCAUGGCGAGGCUAGAAGGGGAAAACCGAAUGCUCCAUCAUACAGUGGCGAUGCUGCAGGACAAUAUCUCUGCCAUGAUCCACGCCCAGCCGGGCCUGCAGUCGAGGCUAGUGCCGCAGCUCUCGGACCAAUCUGUGCGGGUUGUCGAUGCUCGUGCAGAAUGCAUGAUUGUGCACUUGGGGACCAUCACGUCGAAAGAGGUUGGCUUGUUGAUCAAAUUCAGGCCCGAGAGAGAAGAGCUAACCAUGGACACAGGCAUUCAUGUUUAUUCUGAAAGACCGAUUUCAGGACAUAGGCUGCGGCAAGAUAGAGAGGCAAGAGUGGUUUCUCGAAGACCAGGAUACCGGACGUGCCGUCGACUUUUCGAGGCCAUGGAGCUCGAUCAUGAAGCCCGGGAGAGUGUUGAACAUGAGCAUGGUGUUCAGACGACGCAGCUCACUGCCCGCUCAGCAAUGCCCUUCGUGCCAGUUCACAAACCCAGGACGCACGACUGACGAAAUCACAUGGUUAGUCUUCUCACAAUAACUCUUGCUA
Lasiosphaeria miniovina is the source of this 2089-nucleotide messenger RNA. RefSeq names its product nucleoside phosphorylase domain-containing protein. The transcript is spliced from 3 exons. Gene Ontology annotation, molecular function: catalytic activity. The record is from RefSeq and is a predicted model, not a curated record. Gene Ontology annotation, biological process: nucleoside metabolic process. Lineage: Eukaryota; Fungi; Ascomycota; Sordariomycetes; Sordariales; Lasiosphaeriaceae. Bases 412 to 2049 code for a protein of 545 amino acids.